Messenger RNA from Vitis riparia (riverbank grape), 3451 nucleotides. RefSeq lists its product as uncharacterized. The record is from RefSeq and is a predicted model, not a curated record. Gene Ontology annotation, molecular function: calmodulin binding. The coding region runs from base 242 to 2971 and encodes 909 amino acids. The transcript has 2 exons. Lineage: Eukaryota; Viridiplantae; Streptophyta; Magnoliopsida; Vitales; Vitaceae.
ACAUAGAAAGGGGCCCCAAAAGGCAAAUACCAAACUAGGAAGAAUCUCUAGUUGGGAUUUCAAGACUCCUCUCUUCAUAUUCAUAGCUUUUAUCUCAAACCCCAAAAGAAAAGCAAAGAAAAAAUGAAAAAAUGAGAAAAAAACCAUAGAAAACUACCUUUCUUUCCUUCCAUCCCAAAGAAAGAAAACCCACCUCUGUUCGCAUCUUCCCGUUGUAGAUGCCUGUGGUUUUCCUCUGAAGAUGGUCCAAAGAAAGGUAGGCAACAAGCUUGGAAUCCAAGCUGAUCAUGUUAGUAAGACCGAGAAGCGUUUGGGGAACCUCAAACCGGGGUUUUCCCAGCACCAGGAUGGCAGAAACAGGGCUGCUGACAUGAAGAAGAAAAUGAAGAAAUCAAGAUCAAUCAAGCUUUCAGAUAUUGAGAGCUUAAGAUCAUCACCUCUGCAGCCUGACAAGCCGCCUCCUCUCAGUGCCCAACCAGCUGCAGCAAAGCAAUCUGUGAUCAGGCCACCUGAUGGGUCGCCAAAUUAUAUGAAGUCCACCAGCUGUUCUGAUGCAAGGAAGGAGAGUUCCCAGGUGAGUCCCCGGAGUCCUCAAACUGGUUCUGGCAGUGGGCGGAGGCUUUCAAGUAAUUCAAAAGUUUGCUCCGCUUCCACCCAUAGAACUGCAAGAACAUCAAGUUUGAAACUGGUGAAGACCUUAACAAAGAGUCCUAGCUUUAAACCGGUGAGAGCUUCUACCAAGAAGUGCUCCAAGGUUGCUCUGUGUGCAGAUAUGGAUGCACAUGGAGCUACGUGUUCUUCAACCCUGAAAGAUUCCAACUUUCCUGAAUAUCUCAUGCUCAAUCCUGGGGGAACUGAAUAUGAAGGAACUUCAGUUAUCAAGGUUUGCCCUUAUACUUACUGUUCUCUCAACGGUCAUCACCAUGCUCCUUUGCCUCCAUUGAAGUGCUUCUUGUCAGCAAGGCGACGUGUGCUGAAGACCCAGAAGACUAUGAAAUUGGAAGCUCUAUCCCCGCGAAGAGCUAAGCUGCCUGGUGAUGGCAUGAAAUCAAUUGAUACUGCGCAGGUGAUCAUUGAUGGGAAACCUGCCAUUCAAGAAGUUGAUUCAGGUAGCUCAGCAGUGUCCCCUCUCAUACAAGAAGUUGGCAUGGAUUUUUUCAUUGAAAUCUAUGCUAAAAAUAGAGAUGACUCUGCUGAAGCAAUUGGAAGCAACAUACCUGAUCAGGAUGAUAAGGAGAUAGUUGAUGUUGCUGGGGAAACUGGACAUCUCAAUGACAUCAUGCCUUCAGUUGAAGAUGGUGAUGAAACGACAAAAGAUGAUGGGCAACUUGCAGACAGCGAAUCAGAUGAACCACCAGUCUCUGAGAUUGAUUCUGGGGACAAUCUGGAUCAGAACAGUGAUGUCGUUUUCGCUGAAACCUCUUCUGAACGAGACCAGAGGGCAGAGGAAGCAGAUGAAGACUAUCCACCUUCCUUGGCGCCAGGAGAAAUCACUCCUGGAUACAGCAGUGAUGGGUGGGAAUCAAAAUCUGAAGCUACUGAUAUGGACUGGGAAGAGGGGCAAUUUUCGGCCCAACAUCCUGAUAAUUCAACUCAAGGCAACGAUGAGUCUAAUUUGGGAAGCGGUUACCUGGCGGAGAUCAAGCAUCCUGAUUUGCAUGAUGAACCCACCUCCAAGCCAGAUGAUAUUAUCAGCAAGUGCUUUGAGGAGAUUUUUUCUGAAGUACAGCAAGAGGUCAUUGAAGAUGAAAGUUCAUGCUUUGAAGUGCAAUUCAGCGACAGUGAUUCAGAUUCAGAUAGCAUAGACCAGAAUUUGGAGAAUGAUGAAUCUAGCCAAAUGUCCGAGAGCCCAAAUGAAGAGCAAAUUUCUUCAAUUUUCAAGGAAGUAGCAACUCAUGAAGACGAAGAUGGAAAGGCCGGGAUAUCUGAUUUCUUCAGCAUUCAUAUUGAUUCAUCUCCAGUUGAAGAGGCAAUUGACGAACCAGUGGCAGCCAAUAAUGAGAAGAGUGGAGUUUCUGAAGCAGGGUCUUUAAUCCUGGAGAUGUAUCCCCAACUUGGGGAUGUUGAAGCCACCGGUGACAUUGAAAUUGCGGAUAAACCUAUGAUUGAUCAACAGGAGAGUGGAUUUCUUCAAGAUGAUGAUGCAAAUGUGCAGCUCAAGAACCAAGGCUCUGAUUCGUCUCAAGAUUUUGUCCUGGAGCAGGAACUCAUCAAUGGUGGUGAUGAAGGAGGAAAGGAAGAGAAAGAACAAGCGGAUAGUGUUGCUGAUAACUGUAAAUCAAGUCAAGCAUUUUCUGAGGAAAGCCUUCUUGCAGAAACUCAGGAUCACCCAUGUGACAACAAUGUUGAAGACAAGAUUGACUCUAAGGAGGAUAAAGCUCAAGCUGGGAAGUUCAAAAUCACGAGUUCCAUGGAUUCGGAGGAACACGGUGAUUCAAAAAUGAAGAAAUCUGCUUUAGCUGAAAACAGUGAUGGAGAGGUUGAUAACAUGGAAGUGGAAGAUAUAACCGAACCAGAAGCAGCAGAUACACGCCUCAGUUCCAACAAUACAACCAACUCAGAAGUCAGAACUGCAUUCUUCCCUGCACGACGCAACACCAACCAAGAACUAGUCACAACCUCCAAUAAGCCAAAAGGAGCAAUCAGACGCAGGAGACCUGUCAAGGACAAUGAAGAACCAAGAAGCUUCAAUCCACGUGAACCAAAUUACUUGCCACUAGAGCCUGACCCAGAAGCAGAGAAGGUUGAUCUCAGGCAUCAAAUGAUGGAUGAAAGGAAAAACUCAGAGGAAUGGAUGCUUGAUUUUGCACUCCGCAAGACUGUCACAGAACUUGCUCCAGCUAGGAAGAGGAAAGUGGCACUGCUUGUUGAAGCUUUUGAAACAGUACUCCCAUUGCCCAAAUAUGAAACCCGUAUCAGGCAUACUUCAGCAGCUUUUGCUCACCCAAGACCCAUUCAAGCCUGCAGCUGAUGCAGGUUUCUAAGGUGAUAAUCAGAGGAAGCAGCUUAUGUACAACACUAUAACUACAAUAAAUCGGUGAACUAAGUACUAAUAUAAUUUAUCCAAGGUCUGUGUCUAGGAGAAAACUACGGGAGCCAAAAGAUCAACUAACAAGUUCUGCAGCUCUUCUCCAGAAUCAGAUGCAAAACUUAUUGAAGGACCCAUGGUGAGAUGGAGAUUGAACUGCACAAACAGUACUGUGUUUCUCCUAAGCUCUGAAACAAAUGUUUAAGUUAAGAGCAUUGAUUUGAAUAUUUAUGUAAUAACAAUAGUGUGUGGGGAGUUUAGUUUUCUUGGUGUGAUAGUAUCUAUCUAUCCUUUGUUGCUGGAGAGGGCACAUAACCUCCAGAUAUUGGUAAUUACAAUACUGAUUGUUCGUUUAUUGUUAUUAUGUAUCGAUGACCAAUUGAGUUGUAUCAACAUAUAACUAAUAGUUUCUUUUCCCCUUAA